ACGCUCGUGGAAAGGCCUCCUUAGAUACGAAAUUUCCAACUAAAGGAGCUAUGGCUGUAGUACAUCUUGAAUUCGAAAAAUUGGCUGUUUUGUUACCCUCGGAUAUCGACGUAGCUUGCUAUAAUUCACCUGAAAAUACCACCAUAUCUGGACCAUCUGAAUCAGUAAUGGUAUUUUGUAAAGAAUUAAGGUCUCGUGGUGUCACAGUUUCAGAAUUAAAUUGUGUCAACAACAUCGCUUAUCACAGCAGAUACGUUUAUCCAAUCGAGGAUAAAUUAUUCGAAUUCAUGCGCAGUUUUAUAACCGAACCACGAGUACGAAGUGAGAAGUGGUGGAGUUCAGCCAUUCCGAAAGAAAAAUGGGAUACAAAACUCGCUCGAACAGCUUCAGCUGAGUAUUUUACUCAAAACUGUUUAAGUCCCGUACUAUUUAAGCAAACUGCAAGUUUGAUUCCAGAUAAUACUUAUGUGAUAGAAAUUGCACCCAGAGCCUUCAUGAGCACCAUCUUGAAACAAGCAAUGAAGCCGAAUGUUACUAUUUUAGAUUUGCAACGUGGUUCGGAUUCGGAAAGUACUUUGGAAUCAUUUUUAAGUCUUGUAGGUAAACUUUUUAAUGAAGGAUUUCAGCCUUGCAUAGCCAACAUAUACCCAAAUGUCAAUUUCCCUGUGAGUCGUUCAACUAGAAUGAUUGCUCCACUCAUCGAGUGGGAUCACUCCGAAACAUGGGUAACACCAUCCUGCGAAGAUGUCGAUAAAGCUGAAACGUCCUUUGAAAUCCCUUUCGACAUGAAAAGUGAAUAUUACCAGUUUUUGAGAGGUCACACAUUGCGAGGAAGUGAAUUAUUUCCAGCUACUUUUUAUAUUGGCUUAGUUUGGUACGCCAUGGCUAGGAAGUAUGGCAAGAACCAGCAUGAGUUACCAAUUUCAUUGAAAAAUGUUACAUUGAAACGUGCGACAAAAAUACCAGAUGAGGGAAAAAUCACAUUUUUUGUUAAUUUGACACAAGGUUCUGGAGCAUUUGAAAUUGUGGAAAGCAAUGCCACUGUAGCAAGUGGCUUUGCAGAAAUUCUGUCGGCACCGAAUAACGAAGAAAAUCCUUUGAAUAAGGCCAUAGCACAAAACGAAUCGUCCAUAAUUUUAAGCAGUCAAGAAUUUUACAAAGAAGUAUCGAUUCGAGGUUACGAGUACAAAGAUCCAUUCCGCGGAGUGAAAAGCUACAACCCGAAUGAUGGCUGGGCCAAAAUUCUUUGGGAUGGUAAUUGGAUUGCAUUCAUGGACUGUGUCAUGCAACUGAUUAUGAUGAAAGUGAAUAGGGAAUUUUUAAUACCCACUAGAAUAAAAAAUUUUACCAUUGAUCCAAAAGCUCAAGGAAAAGCAGUAAGACGGCUUUCUGAUUCUAAAGGUCUAAUUGAAUUACCAGCUUAUUUGAGCGAAUUUGAGAAUAGUGUCUACUGUGGUGGGGUAAGCAUUUCGAACAUAGAACUUCAGUCGAUGUAUUUGAAAGAUAACUCGACGCCUCCGCUCCUGGAGAAAUAUUGCUUCUUACCUUAUGGUGACGUUGAUCGAGCGGAUUUCAAUGAAGUGGCCAGACUCGCGAUUGAUUUGACGUUAAAAAAUAACCAGCCAAGUAAAAUUCAUAUUAUGGAAUACAUAGAUUCCAUGGAAUUGUUGCCGCAUACCGAUAUUAUCAUGACCCCACGGAUGGAAACUAUUUUGAGGGAUAACAACGUCAACAGUAAAUUAUUCUUUUAUAACGAUCGAUCGGAUUUGGUGUCUACUUUUAAUCUUCCAAGAAAUGUUGAAGUCUUGGAACCAAAUGCGAUCAAUCGUCGAAAAUUCGAUUUGGUCGUUGGUUAUCAAUUGUUGGAACCAAAUCAGCAUAAAACUUUGGAAAAUUUACUGCUCAAUGUUACUGAACGUGGAUUCAUCUUGACGUAUGAAAAAAGGGACAAUAAUAUCGAUGUGAAAGCUCCCGCAAAGAAAAUGGAAAAUCUGAAGGUCAUUGCUGAAAAAACAUUCAGCAUAUUUCGACUGGUUCUCUUAAGAAAAAUCGAUCCAGUUAAAAAACACUUUGAUGUUAUAUAUGUCGAUAAUAAUCAAUUCAAAUGGAUCGCUCAACUCAAGACACUAUUAAGCUCGUAUCCGAACGAACCACAAUUCAAUGAUCGCAGAAUUUUAUUAGUUGGUCAAAACGAUCUGGACAAUGGAUUGCAAGGUUUAAUUAAUUGCCUGAUACAAGAAUACGGUACUUCGUAUAUCAGAGGAAUUCUGAUACAAGACACCAAUACUCGUCCAUUUUCCCUUGAUGAUACCAUGUACUUGGAACAGAUUCGCAAUGAUUUGGUCGACAACGUUUUGAGGAAGGAUGGCGUUUGGGGAUUCUACAGUCACAGAAUUUUGCCGGAUUUGGAGCCGAAACUUUGCCAUCAUGCCAUUAUCAAACCUUCAAGCGACAAUGAUCUCAGCUCGUUCCAAUGGACCGAGGGAACUAUCAAAGAAGACAAAAAAAAUGUCAUAAGCGUCUGUUACGCAGCGAUCAAUUUCAAGGACGUAAUGACCAGCAGCGGCAGACUUCAGAAAAACGACGUGGGAAAAGAUUGCCUGCACAGUGAACUGCCCUUCGGCAUGGAAAUCAGCGGCAUCAAUCACGAAGGAAAGCGAGUCAUGGGUGUGGUGAACGGCGACGGCUUCUCGAAUUUCUGCGAGAACAAUGACUGGACUUUCGACGUUCCCCAGGCCUGGUCACUGGCGGAGGCGGCCACCGUACCCUGGGCCUACAUCACCGCCUAUUGGGCACUGCACCACUUGGGCCGAGUCAAAGCCGCGGACAAGGUGCUGAUCCACGCCGGAGCCGGGGCGGUCGGUCAGGCGGCCAUCCGUCUGGCGCUGCACGAGGGCUGCGAGGUCUUCACCACCGUGGGCUCGGAGGCGAAGCGACGCUUCGUGCGCCAACUCUUCCCGACGAUCGACGAGGACCACAUCGGGCCGUCGCGCUCGACCGGCUUCAAGUCGAUGAUCGUGCAGGCGACCAAGGGACGCGGAGUCGAUCUGCUCGUGAACUGCCUGGCCGGCGACAAGUUCGCGGCCUCGCUCGAGUGCAUGGCGCCCAACGGCCGCUUCAUCGAGAUCGGCAUGUCCGACAUACAGUCGGAUUAUCAGAUUGGUAUGAGUAACUUCGCUCGUGGCGUAAGCUUUCAAGCCUUCGACGCGACCAAGAUCUUCGUCGACGACGAGAUGCAUCGGACGAUGCGCGGUUACCUGGAAGACGGCAUUAAGAAUUCCGUAGUGAAACCCAUCAGCUACAAGAUCUUCGAGAAAAACGAGAUGGAGAAAGCCGUGCGCUUGAUGGCUCACGGUGGACACAUCGGCAAGCUCUUGAUCAGAAUUAGCGACGAGGAGAGUGGAAUGAACGAAAAGAUGCUGGCCAUGCCGAGAUACCAUUGCUAUCCCGAGCGCAGUUACGUGAUCAUCGGCGGUCUUGGUGGAUUUGGCCUGGAACUAGCUCACUGGCUCGUUUUACGAGGAGCUCGAAAUAUCGUGCUCGUCUCGAGGAGCGGCAUUAAAACGGGCUACCAGCAAACGAGGAUCAAAUUGUGGAAAGACAACGGGGUCGAUGUCCUCGUGAUACGCGGCAAAAACUUGAGCAAACAGGAGGAUUGCGCGAAGAUCUUGAGCACCGCCAAUCUAAUGGGACCCGUCGACGCCAUAUUCAACUCUGCCGUUGUCCUGAAGGACGCGUUGUUCGAGCAUCAGAGUCCGGAGACGUUCGAGGACGUGCUCCAGUGCAAAGCCCGGGCUACCGAGCACUUCGAUCGCCAGAGCAGAUCCGCUUGUCCGAAGAUGAGGCACUUCGUCGUCUUUUCAUCAGUAGCGAAUGGCAAGGGUAACGUCGGUCAAACGAAUUACGCCAUGGCCAAUUCGAUCAUGGAACGUAUAUGCGAGAGACGCCAACAAGAAGGUCUACCGGGCUUAGCCAUACAAUGGGGUCCCAUCAGAGAUGUCGGUGUGGUAGCCGAUAUGGACGACGUCGCCCAGUCACAACUCAAAAAUCUCGGGUUCGACCUGCAGAAAAUUAACUCGUGUCUGGAUGCCCUCGAAAAAUUUUUACUGCAAAGCAACCCGAUAGUCUCGAGCUUGGUAUUGCUGGGAAAAACGAACGAUGCCGACAAAGAGAAGAAGGUCGACGUAUUCGAGGAAAUUUGCAACGUCAUGAAUUUCAAGAAUUUGGAUAAGAUCGAUCCAGAUGCGACUUUCUUGAGCUUGGGUAUCGAUUCUAUCAUGGUGACGGAAGUUGGAAAUAUCUUGGAGCGACGGGUCAAUACUUUCUUCACUAGCAAAGAUAUAAGGGACAUGACCUUUAAUAAGUUGAGAGAGAUCAACAAUAAUAUAAUCAUACGUUGAUUAUUGCUUUUUUUCAAUUGUUUAGGGGA
Messenger RNA from Trichogramma pretiosum, 4429 nucleotides. Its product is annotated as fatty acid synthase-like. Gene Ontology annotation, molecular function: oxidoreductase activity; fatty acid synthase activity. The coding region runs from base 51 to 4400 and encodes 1449 amino acids. Gene Ontology annotation, biological process: fatty acid biosynthetic process. The transcript is spliced from 10 exons. The record is from RefSeq and is a predicted model, not a curated record. Lineage: Eukaryota; Metazoa; Arthropoda; Insecta; Hymenoptera; Trichogrammatidae.